Gloeophyllum trabeum ATCC 11539 is the source of this 1408-nucleotide messenger RNA. RefSeq names its product TTL-domain-containing protein. Gene Ontology annotation, cellular component: P-body. Bases 14 to 1408 code for a protein of 464 amino acids. The record is from RefSeq and is a predicted model, not a curated record. Lineage: Eukaryota; Fungi; Basidiomycota; Agaricomycetes; Gloeophyllales; Gloeophyllaceae. The transcript has 5 exons. Gene Ontology annotation, biological process: protein modification process.
AUUGUCCGAUUCCAUGGAUGAACGCGACCCUGCGCAUGCCCCGGUUGGCGCAUAUGUCGACUGGCCUUCAGCGCCCCUUACCCACCGCCUGGUCCACGACUCGCUCUCGCACCUGAACCUCGCGUUCACCUUCCUGCCGACCGUCCCCGCCAACCUCUCCUCGUCGACACCGACCCGCCUCCUCCAAUGGGCCUCGUAUGACGGCCUCAACCACGACCUCACGUUGACCGAGCCCUCGCGUGUCCUCGCGUCCUCGUACACCAUCCGGAAGUGUUUGAUCCGGAAGCACUACCUCAGCCACUGCAUCUCGGCGUACCUCACCAAGCACCCUGACAGUAUCCUCAGGUCGGGCACGCCAAAGACCUGGGAGGUCGAGAUAUCCUGGAGCGAUGAGAUCGACGAGAAGUGGACCGACGAGCUAUGGGAUUUAGGUGUAAAAUUGGAUGAGAACCAGGAAAAGUCGCCGGGAGAAAACAAGUGGUUCAUCCUGAAACCUGGGAUGGCCGACAGAGGGAACGGGAUAAGGCUGUUCGACUCCAAGGAAGCGCUUCAAUGCAUCUUUGAAGAGUGGGACGACAGUGACGACGAAGACCCAGAGGCUGUCAGGGAUCCUGAUCUGCAAGACGAUGAGGAAGACUCGGAUAGGGGCGUGGUUACGUCCCAGCUACGCCAUUUUAUCAUUCAGGAAUACCUAGCCCACCCCCUCCUCCUGGACCCCUCCGAAGUGCCCCUCGCGUCAUCCGAGCCCGCACCAAAGCACAACCUCAAGGGCCACAAAUUCCACAUCCGGGCCUACGUCCUCGCCCGCGGCGCCCUCCAAGUCUACCUCUACACCAACGCCCUCGCGCUCUUCUCCUCCGCUCCCUACGGCCCGCCUUCCCCCGCGCGCGACUCGACGGGCAUCGACCUUACCCCGCACCUCACGAACACCUGCCUCCAGCCCGAGCACUCCGAGGCGCACGUCCGCACGCUAGACGAGCUCGUCGGGUGCUCCGUCCUCAGUGCCGAUGGGGGCAAGGUCGUAACCCAGGAAGACGUCGAGCGCAUCAAGAUCCGGAUGGGCGAGAUCACCGCGGAGGUGUUCAAAGCCGCCCUCGAAAACCCGAUACAUUUCCAGCCGCUACCAAAUGCGUUCGAGCUCUUCGGAGUCGACUUCCUGGUGUCCCACCCGACCUCGUCGGACGCCACGCCGUCGUCGUGCCCGUACACAGUCACGUUGCUCGAGCUGAACGCCGAGCCCGCGAUAGAGAUGACAGGGCCGAGGCUCCACUGGCUGCUCGAGGGCCUGUUCCGGGGCAUCGGGAGGGUCGCUGUCGGGUCGUGGGUCGAACGACGGGAUGUCGGAGAGGACGUGCGAGAUAUGAGGAAGGUGUUGGACGUGGAGGUCCGAGGACGAGGCGGGUGGUAA